CGCCAGGUGUAUUUUUCUACACGGAACGAAAAUAUAGCAUCAAUGUUCAAUAAGUAGGCGCGAAGACUUUAACGCUUUGAUAAACUCGUUUAUGGUAUGUACACAAGUGGACAGUAGCAGAUACACACCAUGAAUCCACCAAAGAUUAAACGUCGCCGAAUGGCUGAGCUGCAGCCGUGGAUCGAGAAACUCAUCCAAAACUACGGCCAAAGCCAGUGUGAAACGACUGUGAAAGCAAACGUUGUCGGCGUGUGUGAUAUCUCAGACUCGCAGCGGACGGAGCACACAGAUGCCUGUAUGCUGUUCAUGUCCGACGGGAGCGCUGUCAUUCCCGCAGUGCUGAGCGACGCCGCAUGGGAGCGUCUGCAGGACUCGGAGGAGAUGGAGUCUUUCACUGGCCUGCACAAUGCUAUAGUAUAUGUACGCAGCUUUGAGCUGAAAUUCGACAUGAACCCUGAUCUGGCAUCUUGCCAGUUUUACUUGAAAGUCAAUCAAAUGAACAUCAUAUGCAUCUCCUCAAAGCACCAACACCCCCCCAGCUGUACAACUAUCCAAUCAGUCAGAGAUCAGAUCAUAAAGAUGUGGAGAUCUCGCAGGGAGGGUUCAGUCAGUUCAGCCUCUGGGGUCUCACUCUCAUCUCUAUUGGACGUGUGGCACAAUGACAUUAUAAUAAAUAUUCUGAAUGAUGCAACGGAGAAAAUAACCAUGUCUGCAACAUAUUGUCCAAGUGCGGCGACACCAACUCACUGGCACCGAGAGAGGCUUCACUGGAGGGGACAGGAGCAGUUCAUUGAGGAGAAACUGAGACAGGUGCGCAGUGCACUGCAGUCGUCUGAAAUCCAGUGGGAAAGAAAGGGGCCACCCAAUAAGAG
This is a messenger RNA of Sinocyclocheilus grahami, 872 nucleotides long. RefSeq lists its product as uncharacterized. The annotation marks the transcript as partial. The transcript is spliced from 9 exons. The record is from RefSeq and is a predicted model, not a curated record. Gene Ontology annotation, cellular component: telomerase holoenzyme complex; chromosome, telomeric region; shelterin complex. NCBI's taxonomy places the organism in Eukaryota, Metazoa, Chordata, Actinopteri, Cypriniformes, Cyprinidae. Gene Ontology annotation, molecular function: telomeric repeat DNA binding. Gene Ontology annotation, biological process: telomere capping; telomere maintenance via telomerase; negative regulation of telomere maintenance via telomerase.